This is a messenger RNA of Neospora caninum, 3258 nucleotides long. RefSeq lists its product as hypothetical. The transcript has 6 exons. Lineage: Eukaryota; Apicomplexa; Conoidasida; Eucoccidiorida; Sarcocystidae. Bases 1 to 3258 code for a protein of 1085 amino acids. The record is from RefSeq and is a predicted model, not a curated record.
AUGCCUCCUCAGCUCGCAAAGAUCUUUGACCGCUCCCGUGACAAAGAAGCAUCGGGAAGAGAGGAGAUCCUCUUCACUCUGCUUCGGCUUUUGUCGACUGUUCGGCUCCGCCAGAAGGCUGCGAGGCAGAGAAACACGAGGGCGACUGAUGGAUUCACGCACAGGACUGAAGGGGAGGAUGGAGGGGAAGGCCGUGACAAGAUGGGCGACGCUGUGGCGAUUCCUGGACUGGACAGAGGGAAUCUCGAUGCCCUAGAUCGGCGGAUCAUGGAGUGCAUUGACUCCUGGACCGUCCCCGACCUCGGCUUACUGCUGAUCACUCGCCGAGAGCUCCGGGACUGCCUGUCUUUGUCGAAGACGCCUGGGGGCGACUCCGCUGAAGGCCUCGAUCAAAAUGAAGAAAACAUCACACGCACUCUUUUGCGUCGCCUGGCGUUUCAACGAGGCCAGCCGUUUUCCCAGUACGCAAGUCUCUACGCUCUACAGGCGCUGCUCCACCGCUCGAAAACUCGACACGCGCAGAGACAGGCGCCAGCGCGAAAAAACAGCGUCUCCAGGGGGGAAGGAGGAAGCAGCGAGACAGAGGAACACGAGAGGGAGGGUCGCGUCGCACCCAGUGGUGCCCACAGCCGAGAGGAGGCCGAGGAUCGUCUGCGAGAGAAAGAAAACGAGGCUUUCGAGGACGCAGACAUGGCAAUUAUGAUCAUCAAAAGGGUAGGGCGCAAUAUGGCCAGCUGUGAUCUCGAGAUCCUCACCCGCAUAGUCAAUGUCCUUUCUUCUCUCCCGCCCCCGAAAGAGGCCGCUCGAAGGAGUGGACAAGAAGCCAGCAGGCAAUCGAAGCGUUUUCCAGAACCGUGCAAGUCGCCUGCUGAGCCGCAAGGUGGCCCGACUGCUCCAUUGCCGACAGCAGAGGAGACAGAAGGCUCUGCGUGUGCCGUGGCCGCAAACAAAACACAAAAAGCGGAGCAUCGAGGCGCGGAAGGCGGCACACCUGGAGAUGCCAUCUUUGAUCAGAAACUCGACAAGUCUGCAGCCGAGGGAAGGACCCGAGACGCCUCCGCUGCGUUGUUGCCGAAUCCGUCCCGAUGCGUCGCUCCAGCGGGCCCAGAAGGCCGUGGAAACGGGCAUCUCUUCGGCGUAGCAACGCGAGGGAAUCCGGAGAAUGAAGUGAGUGGGAGUCACACAGAGACGCAAACAUCCUUUCUCACUGACCGGAAUGAUUUCUUGUAUGCCGUGGCCGUUCACAUCUUCUCCACCGCGUUCGCGGACUCGGAAAAGCGGUCUGCCUCUGACCUGGCGACAACCUUUGCUUCUGCGCUUCCCCCGUCACCCUGCCCCGCGGCGCAUGCUCCGUCGCCACGCACGCUGUCGGCGACGGCCUCCUCGAGGUCCUCUCACGACUCCACUUCUUCUGCCUCUGCCUCUGCCUCUGUCUCUCUCUCUGCGAAUCGGCGAGCCGGUGCCGCCUCCGCUCCCACUCCUCUGUGGGCUUCUCCGCCCAGCGGUCGAGUGAUUACCGGCGAUCGGUCGUGGACAUACAGCCGCAUGUGCGUUCUUCUCGCGGGACUCUCUCGAACAGGCGUGACUUUCCCUCCGCUGUUCUACGCUCUCAAACCUAUGGUCGUGGCGCUUCGCCUUCAGUUCCCCCCCCCGAUGCUGGCAGCCCUGCUCGUCGCCUACGCCCACCUGGGGGCCGCCGACGAGACCGGUCUCGUGGACCUCUUUGGAGUCCUAGGACGGGAGUUAGUGAAAGGCGUUCGAGGCAUGGACGUCGCCGUCGUGGGCGUUGCCGCCAACGCCUUCGCGAAUGCGGGAGUUCUCCACCAGGAGUGGUUUUCAGUUGUGGGCGAGACUUUCCCAGUUCUCAUGCCACUAUGCUCGCCCCGUCUUCUCGGCAUGAUUGCGAAUGCGUACGUGCGGCUUGGACUCGUGGACGACCCGCUCCUGCCUUCUCUCUUCCACUGCGCACGCCAGAUAGGCUCUGCCUACAGCGGCUUCAGUCGAGAGGCCGCCGAUGUCGUCUGUCAUGCUUUAGAACAAGAAGCGCCGCAGCACCCAGUCAAAUCUCAAGCACGCGACUUCCUGCUGUCUCUCGAAAAUGUCGCGAGCCGAACUCCCGCUGUUUCCCCUUCUUCUAAGCUUUCCUCGUCUCGUUCAGAGUCGGUAGGGAACGGGCGUGUGGCGGAUGUGUCCAGGAGUGACGAAAACGCGUUUGUGCGCCACAGGCCUGAUGCCUUAGACGGGACUUCCAGGGACUGGUCUGCCGUGGAGGUGGGGGCUCGCAAGUUCUUCAUUCGCGGCGAACUGGCUUCGACGUCUGCAUUCGUCAUUUGCUACGCUGCGGCGAAGGCGAAAGAUAUCCUCGGCUCCAGCCGAUCUCACGCUGCUCCUGGUCUCCAGCUCGAGGCAAAAACAACAGUCGCCCAUGGCGGGGAGAGUACUGUCGACGCCCCGUCAGCGCCUGGACGGGAGAAGGUGACUGGAUAUGGAGACCUCAGUGUGGAGACAGAAAUGUCGCGGAGGGUCGGCGAACGGUAUCGGGAGAAAAAGGAGAUCUGGCAACUGCUGCUUGCCACAGAACUCACGCAGGUGGUUACGCGCUUCGUCCUGGACUGCAGUUCCUUCACAGAACUCGCCAAUACGUGUAGCGCAGUCGCGCAGUUCCUACACCUAAGAGAGGAGAUGCUUUCAAGAGACGGCAGAGAACAGGAGAGCCUCCAACGCGGGCCGACAGCGCGUUGUCAGGUGGAACACCACGGCGAAGAAAACCUCUCCAUUGUGACCGAGGCCAACGGCAUUUCGACCGACGCACGCACGGAUGAGAGAUCGCGGUUUAGCGAAAGAGGCAGUGUGGACCCGUCCAUCAUUCGACAAAAAAUGGCCAACUACCUGCUCUCUGCGUGUGAGGCAUUUUUCCACGCCGUCGAGAACCACCUUGGGUCCUUCCGAACACUUAAAAGCGCCAGUCUGGGACCGCCUGAGCUCCACAAGCUCAUCUGCGCUUUCCACGCUUUCCACCGGGCUGAACGAGCGCCACGCGUGACAGCGCGAAGAAUGGUGGUCCUCGAGCGAUUGAUGUGCGACAACUCGGAUAUGUUCCAUGAAAUGACACUGCUUCCUCUACGACAAAUGGCUGCAGCGGUGAGCUACCUUGGCAUGGAUAAUGAUGACAUAAUAGAAACCCUUGUAAUGUUACAGCAGAAACGCAAAAAGAAGAAGGCCCCUGGUUUGCUGGCGGCUCCAGCACUGUUGGGCUGA